Chroicocephalus ridibundus (black-headed gull) is the source of this 1845-nucleotide messenger RNA. RefSeq names its product keratin, type I cytoskeletal 13-like. Gene Ontology annotation, cellular component: keratin filament; cytoskeleton. Gene Ontology annotation, molecular function: structural molecule activity. Gene Ontology annotation, biological process: epithelial cell differentiation; intermediate filament organization. Lineage: Eukaryota; Metazoa; Chordata; Aves; Charadriiformes; Laridae. The transcript is spliced from 10 exons. The record is from RefSeq and is a predicted model, not a curated record. Bases 1 to 1845 code for a protein of 614 amino acids.
AUGAGCUGUGGCUCCAAACAGACCUCGAAAAGCUGCCUGCGAGGGAGCAGCGGUGGCAGUGCUAGCAGUGGUGGGGGUGGAGGGGGCAGCAAGUAUUCCUCUGCCUCCUCAAGAAGAAUCACUUCUAGGUCAAGCGGUGGUGGCAGGAUGUCUGGCAGCAGUUGUGGCGGAGGAAGUUCCAGGAGCUGCCAUGGUGGGGGAGCCGGCGGUGGUAGCUAUGGGAAGAUGAGGCGCAGCAGUUACGGAGGAGGAAUGAGCAGCGGUAGUUGUGGAGGAGGAAUGAGUGGGGGUUGUUAUGGAGGGGGAAUGGGCUGUGGCAGUACGGGAGCAGGCUUUGGGUCAGGUGGGAGUGGGUUUGGUGGUGGUUACAGAGGAAGCUUUGGUGGAGGUGGUGGUGGUUUCAGUGGUGGCGGCUUUGGUGGUGGCGGCUUUCACGGAGGGAAUGUGGGAAUUCUCUCCAACGACGAAAAGCUGACCAUGCAGAGCCUCAAUGAACGCCUGGCUUCUUACCUGAAUACGGUCAGAAAUUUGGAAAAGGAAAAUGCUCAGCUUGAACAAUUAAUCAGGGAGUGGUACCAGAAGCAAGGUCCUACUGGUUCAAAGGACUACAGCCACUAUUAUGGAAAAAUUGAAGAACUUCAAAAUCAGCUUGUGACUGCAGCUGUGGAAACCAACAGGGUACUUUUGGACCUGGAUAACACAAGGAUGACUGCAGAAGACUUCAGGAUAAAGUACGAGACGGAAUACGGUCUCCGGCAGAAUGUGGAGGCUGACAUUAAUAGCUUGCGACCCUUGUUGGAUAAUCUGACUCUGAGCAGGUCUGACCUGGAAAUGCAAUUUGAGUCUCUAAAGGAGGAGAUGAUUGACCUCAAGAAGAACCACGAGGAGGAAAUGAAAGUGCUGCAAACCCAGUCCAAUGGUGAUGUGAACGUGGAGGUGAAUGCUGCUCCAGGAGAGGAUCUGAUGAAAAAACUGAAUGAUAUGAGACAAGAAUAUGAAAAUAUUAUUAAGAAAAACCGUGAAGAGGUUGAAAGGUGGUAUGAAACCAAGAUGGAGGAAGUGAGUCAACAAGUCCACUCAAGUGGCCAGGAAGUGGAGUCAAGCAACCAACAGAUCUCUGCGCUGAGACGUGACUAUCAGAGCCUGGAAAUCGAGCUGCAGUCGCAAAUCAGCAUGUUACAAUCCUUGCAAUCCAACUUGGAAGACACGGAACGCCGCUACAACAUGCAGCUGCAGCAGAUCCAGGCUAUGAUCGGCCCCUUGGAGGAGGAGUUGGCCAGCAUCCGCUGCGAGAUGGAGAGUCAGAACGAAGAGUACAAGAUGCUCCUGGGCAUCAAGACCCGCCUGGAGCAGGAGAUUGCUCAGUACCGGGCUCUGCUUGAGGAAGGGCAGCAUGGUAUUAGCACCUCGCAGGGAGGAGCUGGUGGGGGAUCCUCAGGAGGAGGAGGUCAUGGAGGAACCAGCUGGUCUUCCGGAAGAGGAAGCAGUGGAGGAGGAAGUAGCUGGUCCUCAGGUGGAGGCAGCAGCGGAGGAAAAAUUGGAGGUUCCUAUGGAAGAAGUUCCUCUUCCGGAAGCGGAGGAGGAGGAACAGGAGGUGGAUCCUGUGGUAAAACUUCAGGUGGAGGAGGUGGCAGCGGUGGAGGAGAAGGGGGCAAAUCCUGCCUCUCCCACUCUUCAUCUUCCCACUCCCACUCUGGCAAGUCUUGUGAAAGCCAAGGAGGUGCUGAAAACAUGAAGCUCUGCCUGGAAGGGAAUAAAACACUGGACAGAGGAGCAACAAUGGAGGAAGUGUCUGAAGCCAUAAAAACGAUGAGACUGGGGAGUUUUAGGAAGUCUGAGGACUGA